Messenger RNA from Moneuplotes crassus, 1343 nucleotides. NCBI's taxonomy places the organism in Eukaryota, Ciliophora, Spirotrichea, Euplotida, Euplotidae. The record is from the annotation of a GenBank genome assembly.
AUGGGAGGCUUCUUCAAGAAGAUCACAUACGGAUUGCUCAAAUCUGUCAGAGCAUUUGACAUCUAUGGCAAGCCGAUAACUCUUCAUUACAGAGGAGAGGAAAAAUUCAAGACUUAUGUUGGAGGCUCUGUUACUAUCCUGGUCUUCUUAGUGUUAUUAAGUUAUGCUUCAUAUCUCACUGCCGUGAUGUUUCAAAGACAAACUGUUAUAUAUAGCUCAAGCUGUGUUGUAAGAGAUCUUAAUUCAGAUUUAAGCGAUAACAAGCCAGCCGAGCAUGGCUUUGCAAUGGCGAUAGGCUUUAGAUGGAAUAAUAUCAGCUUUCUAGAUGAAGCUUUUUUGAGAAUGUACAAAGUCAGGGCUUAUCAAUACUCUGCAAUUCUUCAAACUGGUGGUUGGAAUGAAACAGAGGAGGAACUUGAGUUAGUGAGAUGUCAAGACUAUUUUCCAUAUUAUAACCAAACUCAUCUUAAACGGUACAGAAUUAACAACCACGUUUGAAUUAAGGUCAAGGAUUAUUCUAUAGCUGGAAAUUUGUACACAGAUAUCUCCAAAACUUUGAGAAUAAAAAUUAGUAAAUGAUCUUCCGCUGACAGAGGAGACUGCUACGAAUCUAAGGAUAUUGAUGAGUAUAUCUUUUAUCAGUACCUUGAAGUUGUCAUGAUCAAUAGUUACUUUGAUUUGCAUAGUUUCGAUGACCCUAUUAAAACCUAUCUGACCCAGGAGUAUUAUUAUACCUACCAGGCAGGUUAUUUUACACAGACAAAUUUUUACUUGAAAGAGAAUAAUAUGGAUGCUCUGGAUGAUUACACCCUUGUUGGUGGGAAAAAGAAGCGAAAGUUCUACACAGUUGCUAAGGAGAAAACUGAUAAAUAUGCUUAUACUUCUGGAGAUUAUGCACAAAUUGAGUUUCAUUUAGAUCCCGAAACUGAGGUUUUCAAGAGAAAUGUAUUUACAUUUAUGGAUUUGCUUGCAAAUAUCGGAGGAAUCUUUAGUUUACUGAGCUCACUAGCAAUGCUUAUUGUAGGCUUCUACGCAGAGAAGAUGCUAAGAUACUCAAUUAUGGCGAAAUGCUAUACUUUUGAUAAGAGAGAGUUGUUUCAAGAGCAACCAUGACAAGACAGUGAGGGAAGUCUUGAAGUACCAAAUACACCUGUCCGAGAACAACCAUCAGAUGCUUACGGUAGAAAUUUACUAAAAGAGGAUCUGGCAGAAGAAGAGAAAGAAAACAGGAAAGAAGAAAGCGAAGACUUUGAAGGAGGCUCCAAAGAAGGUUCCAAAGAAGAAGAGAAAGAACAUCAAAUUUCGAGAAAUUUCUAAUACUGAUUAUGACGAUGAAUUGUUAA